AGUCUCUGAAGUGGGUAUACCAGAUCUAUUGGGUGCAAGCUGUGUUGACUACCAUUGCUUCUUCCUCUGUUCUCAAUUAUGUCUGGGAAGGUGGCUCUGCGGAUGCCCAGAGGCCUUUGGGCAGCAGCUGUGGUGGUGAUGGUGGUGCUGAGUGCCUCAGUGGCUGAGGGCAGAGACUCUCCACAGGAUUUCACGGUGCUGUUCCUGGGCCAGUGCUACUUCACCAACGGGACGGAGCGGGUGCGGCUCGUGACCAGAUACAUCUACAACCGGGAGGAGUACGUGCGCUUCGACAGCGACUGGGGGGAGCAGGGCGGGGAGUACCGGCCGGUGACCGAGCUGGGGCGGCCGGACGCCGAGUACUGGAACAGCCAGAAGGACGUCCUGGAGCGGACGCGGGAUGAGCUGGACACGGUGUGCAAACACAACUACCAGCUGGAUGCCCCCCUCACCCGGCAUCAGCGGGUGGAACCCACAGUGACCAUCUCCACAUCCAGGACAGAGGCUCUAAACCAGCACAACCUGCUGGUCUGCUUGGUGACAGAUUUCUACCCAAGUCAGAUCAAAGUUCGGUGGUUCCGGAAUGACCAGGAGGAGACAGCCGGCGUCGUGUCCACCCCUCUUAUUAGGAAUGGGGACUGGACCUACCAGAUCCUUGUGAUGCUGGAAAUGACUCCCCAGCAGGGAGAUGUCUACAUCUGCCGCGUGGAGCACCCCAGCCUCCAGAGCCCCAUCGAGGUGGAGUGGCGGGCACAGUCUGAGUCCGCCCGGAGCAAGAUGCUGAGCGGUGUUGGGGGCUUCGUGCUGGGGCUGAUCUUCCUCGGGCUGGGCCUUUUCAUCCGUCACAGGAGCCAGAAGGGACUCCAGCACUGACUCCUGAGAACACUUGGAUGGGGAUUGGAUUUUGCUCUUCUGUAAUAGCUGCCUGUUCUUGCCCAGAAUUCCCAGCUGUCUGUCAGCUUGUUCCUCUGAGAUCAGAUUCCUACAUAACUCUGACACAGUCCCCAGGUCACCUCUUGUGACCCCUGCCCCAAGGAUUUGACUGUGAUGCUGCUUAUUGCGCUGAUCCUGGAGCCUCUGCCUGCGUGCUGCCGACAGCAUCUACUCAGACCCCAGGGGUUUUUCUGUUUUCAUUCUACCUUCACAGACGGUUCAAGAGAAGCACCUUGAAACCAUUACCUGGCUAUACAGUAUAUCAUAAUUAAAAAUGAAUAUGAGUUAACUAUA
Messenger RNA from Camelus dromedarius (Arabian camel), 1227 nucleotides. Its product is annotated as boLa class II histocompatibility antigen, DQB*0101 beta chain-like. The record is from RefSeq and is a predicted model, not a curated record. NCBI's taxonomy places the organism in Eukaryota, Metazoa, Chordata, Mammalia, Artiodactyla, Camelidae. The coding region runs from base 79 to 873 and encodes 264 amino acids. Gene Ontology annotation, cellular component: membrane; MHC class II protein complex. Gene Ontology annotation, biological process: immune response; antigen processing and presentation. The transcript has 5 exons.